Puccinia graminis f. sp. tritici CRL 75-36-700-3 is the source of this 1854-nucleotide messenger RNA. RefSeq lists its product as uncharacterized. The record is from RefSeq and is a predicted model, not a curated record. The coding region runs from base 1 to 1854 and encodes 617 amino acids. NCBI's taxonomy places the organism in Eukaryota, Fungi, Basidiomycota, Pucciniomycetes, Pucciniales, Pucciniaceae. The transcript has 5 exons.
AUGGCUCUCCCCCUGAGAUUCAUCCCCCAGACAAUAUUACCAUACAAACCCAAGUGCCUUACUAGUUAUUACAAACAACUUAAUUUAACCAUCUGGUUUAUACAGGUCGACGCAUUUGAAUAUCGAUCUGCUUCUAUGUCUAACACCGAUCAAACUAAACCCGCCUCUGUCAAGAGUUAUUCGGAAGCCGUCUCGGCCUCUGAAGGUACUCGCUCCGAACCGAGCAAGCAACUUAAGACGACCCCCAAGAGACCGAAAAAGCAGUUCAAGAGCCCAGAAGUCGUACCCUCGGAGUGGGACAGAGACUCAGACUCGUCAGCGAAGAAGGACGGACCUCAAGCUAACUCCGCUCCGGUAACUAAACCCGCUAAGACGACCGCUCCUGUUACUAAACUUGCUAAGACGGUAUCUAAAACUAACAAGAGUGCCCACUCGGCUAAAAACGAAAAAAGCGAGCUAAAAAAGAAUACUCAUCCUGACGGCGCUACGCACGAAGGAGCCGAUAAGAAGAAGACUACUAGAUCGAACAAUCCAUUACCUAGUACCGAUCCCUUCAAAAGCGACGAGAAGGUCGCUAAGCUUAUCGAUAAAGAUUCAAUCAGUCACCUUAGUUUCAAGAGACUCGAUAAGGAACCUCUAGCUGAAACCGUCAAUAACGCUGCGAACAUCCCGAGCGACAAACCACCGAGUGCCAACAACGCCUCUGUUGCGGUAAACCAGCUGUCUGAAGCAGCAAGGACCUUGUUAGACGGUCCCAAGACUUUCAACGAACCGAUCAGUCGAUCGACUCAGAAAAAGUUAGACAACUACUUCGUUCCGCAAGGCCGAACGGUCCGAUCAGUAUCAUCGCGAUCGUCCGACCAUCCAGAUAGCUCUAAUACCUCCUCCUCAUCAAUCAUACAGAGUGACGGUAGCGACCUCGAUAUAAUAACUGGAGCCACCGCCCAGCUUUGGUCAAAGCCAAAGACUUUACCGGCGCCCCUAGGGGACGACAUUCUGCUAAAAUAUUGCCCAGCGUAUCAUCCGCUUCUUCAGGCGGUGAAGCUAAAUCAAGAGUACUUCCGUCGAGCGGAGAGGACGAAAGACGAGGACCUGAAAGUAGUAGCUCUCAGAUCGGCGUCGGAGCUCCAGACCGAUCUACUGCGCUCAAUCGGUCAGGAGGAGUUCCUGAAUAUCUUCAACUGGAAUCCGAAGUUGGAAUUCGACGAGUACCUGAACACUCAGAAGGGCAGGAACUUCCUGAAGGAGAGAGGCGCCGAAGUGACGCCGACCCCUUCUCCGGAAGUCCAAAUGCAACCUCAGGAAACGGGAAUGCCUCAAGCCCACCCUCCAGGGCAGCAGACAGAACAUCAGCCUCAAUCACAGAUGUAUUACCAUCCGAACGGGUAUUACUACCCGUACCCGCCGAUGAACCCAAAUCCGCAGGCUCAAUACUGGCCCCAACAGAGUUACAACCAGGAGUACUCGACUUUCCAGCAGGGGUAUUACCCGCCUCAGCAGAUGGUAAACAACCUAGUUCCCCAGGCGGAACAGUCGGCCCCUCCUCAACCGACAAGAAAGAGGGAAAGCGAUCAAGCUCCGAAGAACAAUCGAAAUCGCCCGCGCAACAGAAAGGCAAAGGGACCAAGUUGGGUCCCUCCUCCCAACUCAAAUCGAGCCCCUCCGGACUCAAACUCAGUAAGCGCCAGGGAGAGACGUCGACGAGCCCAUCAGCUUUCCAUUCACCAGGAAAUGAUAAGACUCAGCCGUACGACUCAGGCUCAGUAUCAGGCGCUAGAGUCCAUGAGAAAUCAGAACGCAGGGGGCGGGAGUCGUCAUCAACCCCGAGAGGACGCACAGACUCCAAGAAAUUAA